This is a messenger RNA of Cucurbita maxima (winter squash), 1370 nucleotides long. RefSeq names its product nuclear transcription factor Y subunit A-1. Gene Ontology annotation, molecular function: RNA polymerase II cis-regulatory region sequence-specific DNA binding; DNA-binding transcription factor activity, RNA polymerase II-specific. The record is from RefSeq and is a predicted model, not a curated record. NCBI's taxonomy places the organism in Eukaryota, Viridiplantae, Streptophyta, Magnoliopsida, Cucurbitales, Cucurbitaceae. Gene Ontology annotation, biological process: regulation of transcription by RNA polymerase II. The coding region runs from base 200 to 1012 and encodes 270 amino acids. The transcript has 6 exons.
AGAGUCCUAGGCUUAGCUGCUGAAAUUUUUUCAUUUUUGGAAAUUCAGAGUUUUUCAAUUCAUCCUCUUAAGGGAUUAAUUUCUACUCUCUGUUUUUCGUUUUAUUACAGACAAUUCUCUCUAUUUUCUCUUCGAUCCUAUCUGAUUUUCUUCUUUUCUCCAUUUCGACGUUGCUCCAAUUCCCAUCGGGUUUGAAGGCAUGCAGUCGAAAUCCGAAACCAAUAAUCAGUUUGAAUCUGAUCCAAAUGGUACUCCAUCCACGAGUAUCUAUUAUGAACCCUGGUGGCGUGGUAUUGGAUACAAUCCUAUUCCGCUACCUGUGGUAGGGGGAAAUUCUUCCAGUUCAACUUCUCUUGAAUUCCCUAAUGGUGGUUCAGAGUCGAACGAUGGCCAGUCGGUGUCUAAUAAUGACGUCAAUGAUGAAGAAGAUGUUUCCAAAGAAGUUCAAGCUACUGGAUCUCCACAUUCUGCUGGAAAUUACAGACAGGCUGCUCAGAAGAUGCAGCAUGUUUCAUCUACUUUUCCAGUAAUGCAUGGUGAAUGUCUGAUGCAGUCGACACAACUCGAACUUGUAGGCCACUCUAUUGCAUGUGCGUCAAAUCCAUAUCAGGAUCCAUCUUAUGGAGGAAUGAUGGCUUUUUAUGGCCAUCAGCCUUUGGGCUAUCCUACGGUCGGAAUGCCACAUGCUAGAAUGCCAUUGCCCAUUGAGAUAGCACAAGACCCCGUAUUGGUGAAUGCGAAGCAGUACCAAGGAAUUUUGAGGAGAAGGCAAGCGCGUGCAAAAGCCGAGGCUGAGAAGAAGUCGAUAAAAGCCAGAAAGCCAUAUCUUCAUGAGUCUAGACACCAGCAUGCCAUAAGAAGGACAAGGGGUAGCGGAGGGCGUUUCACCAAGAAAAACGAAGCUGAUGGAAAGGAGAUGCAUUCUGAUGAAGUAAAUGAGAAUGGUCGCCAUCUGAAUGACGGUUCUAAACAGCAGAAUGGAAGCUCCUUGACGAACAUGGCCUCUGAGUAGCAACCUGCACCAGCUACUGGAGGUGAAUGCCAAGACGCCAAUCAAAAUCCGUGAUGGGGCUCGAUCACUUGGCUGUAGAAGUAAGUACUGCAUCCCUGGCAAGCGCGCUAGGCGGCAAAUCAUUCUUGGCUUUGUUCUGUUCUCAGAGAAUGUGGAAUGAUAUCCAACUUGCAGAGUCUCAUGGCUUCAGAGGAUUCUUUGAAGUCUAUGGAUUUCUUCAUUCCAUUCUCUCUUUCUUUUUGUUUUUCCAUUGUACAGAGUUUAUGAUGACUUAAGUGCAUAGAGUGAAACUAAAUGAAUCAUAAGGCUUAGGAUGGAUAUAUAUUGUGAUUGAAGCUUACUCUGGAUAGACUUUAGA